UUUUGGAUAGUAUAUUUUACGACCUUCUCCCACUGUAUUCUCCCGCUCCCUUUUCCCACUGCCUUUUCCCACUGCCUUUUCCCACUGCCUUGGUAGUUGACAUUCUUUUCGCUUUUCGCUCCCUUCAUUGCUUAUGACAGUCGUUUAUUAUUUCUAACCUUAUACGUUCCUUACUUCAUACCAAUUACUUCAUACCAACCAUAAUGAAAACGUCGACAAUCGCCAUCCUGGCGGCCCUUGGGAGUCUUCAAACAGUUGUUGCUCAACUAAUCGCCGGUACACCGGUGUGGGUUGAUGCGACAACAUGUGACCCUUGGGCUAAGUCCAAUGGCUUUCCGGCUGCUGCUGGCCCUGGCGGCCUCUUCACUACUGCUGUUGGUAUCCUUGGUCAGAUUGCAGAUGCAAACUUGUAUCGUAUGAACCACCCUAGCAAACAGUCUCAGACGACACUCCCUGCCAAUGUUCUUGCUUGGGAGAGAUAUCGAUUGAAUUCAACAUACGGCGCUUUCUUCGGCAAUAAUACAGAUACGACACCUGUGGCGUUGGGCGUUUGGGAAGUGGUUUGGACCCUUUGGGGAAUACAAUAUCAAUGGGCUAGCACUUACAAGCCGUAUCUCUUCGUGAUGUGCGAUGAUGCCCCGUAUUUGUCGAAGAGCAGCAACGGCUCGCUUGUUUUCACGGACCCUUACAAUCAUGCCGCAGCCGAUUUCAGCAGGAACCCUACGUUAAAUCUUCAACUUCCCACCUCCGGAUGCGCGACAAACGGCCUGUCAGGAUAUAAGGUCGAGAAUUUUGAUAAUUGGACUCAAUAUCAUGUUUUCUGUACAAAGAACUUUAAUCUACCACUAGGGUUUACGAACAAGGGACCUGUUACAUUUGCUAGUGGCACGACGCUUGAAGCAGCGGGUAAGAGUUGGCUCGGCGCCCUUUACACGCAUGCCUUGUGGAGUGAUGGUUUUGGUGAUACUUCUACAUACCCUUCAGUACAUGGCGUUGCUGCAUCACACGCUAUAAGAAACAACCGGGAUUCUGUACUCAAUACCGACUCCAAUAAGUUUUUUAGUAUUGCCUUAAUGCUUGAUGGUUUAUUCUGGGGUUCCGGUGUUGGCCAGACGUCACAGCAGGAAUAUGCAAGUUUACAGAAAACUGCUGCUGGUAAAAAGCUAAUCUCUGCCUUCGGCCUUACUAAUAUUGCAGUGCCAGCUAGGGGUAUUACUUGGGCAUCAGGAUGGGCGGUACCCAAUAUGAACAACGAAGUUGUUCCCAUGCAGCCAAUCCCAACUGCUUAAAAGACCUAUAUUAUAACCUGUAAUAUACCAGGUUAUACUACACCAGCUAGUCCUUGGGAGAAUUAUACCACAGGGUCCUGACCUGUGAACGAAGAUUAGAUUCUGUAUGAUAGCUGUUUCUUAUUCUUUUACUUCUAGAGAUAAAUAACUUUUACUCUUCCUUUUAAAUAUAAU
Molecule: messenger RNA, 1463 nt
Organism: Trichoderma asperellum CBS 433.97
Lineage: Eukaryota; Fungi; Ascomycota; Sordariomycetes; Hypocreales; Hypocreaceae
Source: RefSeq, a predicted model, not a curated record